Messenger RNA from Gongylonema pulchrum, 291 nucleotides. The record is from the annotation of a GenBank genome assembly. NCBI's taxonomy places the organism in Eukaryota, Metazoa, Nematoda, Chromadorea, Rhabditida, Gongylonematidae.
AUGGAAGGGAAUGAUACUUUAGCUGAAGUAUUAUUAGCGGAGGAAGUGGAUAAUGACGAAUCCAUUGCUACGCUCGCCGAAAUUUAUUAUGUAUAUAUGUUAAUGUGUAUUGUAAUUGGCCUAACUGGCAACAGUAUGGUCUGGGUACUGAUCAGAUCGAAUCGAAUUUUGCGGAAGAUACCAUCCAACAUAUAUUUGUUGACGUUGGCUGUGAUGAGCAGUGUAUUCCUCAUAUCUUUAUUUACCUUUUGGCUCGAAGAGGUGCCAUUCAUUUUUAUCUUCGCUGUCUGA